Messenger RNA from Ostertagia ostertagi, 1248 nucleotides. Lineage: Eukaryota; Metazoa; Nematoda; Chromadorea; Rhabditida; Trichostrongylidae. The record is from the annotation of a GenBank genome assembly.
AUGUCCGAGUUAUGCAAUCUCACAAGGGUCAAAAUCGAAGAAAACUGUGCUUUACUGCACCGCCUUUCUGAAGGAGUUACUGUCAAGUUCUGUAGACAGCACUUCGGGCACGCAGAAGAGCCCGCCCUUCUCAGCACUGAUAAAGAUUCUGAGCGUCGCAUCGUGGAAUUGCUCAAGGAGGGUUUCACUGCUAACCAAAUACUAAAAAAGAUAAGGAUAGAGUUCAAAAACAAGGAGAAAAAUCGAUUAUACUACAUUACUUCCAAGGACAUAAGAAACAUUGCUACUCGCGACAACGUUGAACCAGGAAGAAAGCAUGUUCUAGACUUGAUAUCCGUCGAAAUAAGAGUGGGGGAGGGUUCUGAGGACGACGGGAUUCGACUUUAUAUACCUGCCAAAGAAGAAAGUGGCGACGGCUUUUUGCUAAAUUGGCUACUGUCAUUGUCGCCGAUGAAUGGGAUAUCGGUCUACCCGGAGCCUAUCUCCUGUCCUACAGACGAAAUAUUCGAAUUGUUUUCGAUCAUAAAGGGACUGAUAGCCGACUUCGACCCUAAACUGUUUAUGACGGAUGACACGAACAGUUUUUUUGAUGGAUUUUUACGGGCCCUCCCAGAGUCGACUUCCGUGAAGCUACUUUGUUGCUUUCAUGUCCUUCAGGCCAUCAAGAGGAACUGCAGAGCCAAGCUUGUAGAUGUGAGAAAAGAUCAGAAGGGUGUUGUCAGCAGUCGUAUUUCCCUCGUAUCUUAUAUUAAUAGCUAUAGAAUUAGGGAUGUGAGCCUUACAGAAAAAACGUACUGGAAUGGUAAUAAAAAAAUUCGUUCGCUUUGCCGCUCAGCUGAUCAUGACGAUUUCAACCAGAAACAUUCGGCGUUCCUCACUUAUCUGAAGCAGCUUGGGGCGAACCAUAUGUUUUCAUAUAUGGAGGAGGACUGGAGCCGUCGUGUUAAUCAGUGGGGUGGUUUUUCGCGACUCAAUGCAUGUACGAACACCUCCAUGCUUGGAGAACGCUUCCAUAAACGUUUAAAACAUGAACUACCGGAUUCAAAACCAAAUAUGCGACUUGAUCGGCUCCUAGAGAUACUUAUAUCUCUUCCUACAGAAAUGGAUGAAGAUCGACGCAUUAAGGUACUUCGUGAGAUUCUCCGUUCAUUCAAUGCCGUCUUGAAAGUCUUCUCCCUACAGAUGGAGAGAGGACUUAUCGGAGGACGAUACCGUCUAUCACCAUCGCCAGCACGACGCCGCCGUUGA